Messenger RNA from Aphanomyces astaci, 1233 nucleotides. RefSeq lists its product as hypothetical. Gene Ontology annotation, molecular function: metalloexopeptidase activity. The coding region runs from base 50 to 1177 and encodes 375 amino acids. Gene Ontology annotation, biological process: proteolysis. The transcript has 2 exons. The record is from RefSeq and is a predicted model, not a curated record. NCBI's taxonomy places the organism in Eukaryota, Oomycota, Saprolegniomycetes, Saprolegniales, Verrucalvaceae.
GCAAGACGUAAUCUACCUUCGUAUACCCCUCAUUUAUCCUUUUCCAACCAUGAAAGUGUUUGGUGCCUUUGCUUUCAUUGCCGCCCUGGUCGUAGCUCAAACCAUCGACAACGGCGAAAAGCGUUUGAUCGCUUUGUCCGACGACGACCAACGCUGGUUGACCAAGAGCGAGAUUGACGACUUGAUCGAAAACAACAUUGGGUUUGCCGACGCCACCAAUGGCGACUGGGAUUCGCUCCAACUGUUUGGAUUCGAACGCGCUCAACGCCCUGAAAACAAGACUUACCCCGCUGGUCCCGUCCACGAAACCCUAGUCCGCGCGAUCCAGGCCAACGUGACCCCGUUGGCGUUGGAGAAAACAUUGACCGAGUUUGUGACCAAGUUUGCCAACCGGCACAAGUUGUCCGCCGAAGGCAAAGCGUCCAGCACUUGGUUGUUCAACCAAGCAAGCGCGUUGAAGCCCGUGAACCCCAACAUCAAGUACACGGUGCGCCGCUUUGAGCACAACUGGACCCAGGCGUCGGUGAUUGCCCGCAUCGAGCCGAUUUCUGGCCAAACGGCUAACGACACGGUGGUGCUCUCUGGCCACCAAGACUCGAUCAACCGCUCGACCAACAACACGUACGCCCCUGGCGCCGACGACGACGGAUCUGGAUCGAUUUCCAUCUUGCACACGCUCACGCAUUUGCUCAACUCGAACGAGUGGAACCCCACGCGCCCCGUGGAAGUGCACUGGUACGCGGCGGAAGAGACGGGAUUGCAAGGGUCGUCCGAGAUCGUCAAAUCGUAUGCGGCUCAACAAACCGACAUUUACGCCCAAGUCCAGCAAGACAUGAUCGGUUACUACAAGCCUGGUAGCACCCCCGUGGUGGCGUUUGCUUCGGACUUUAGCUACAUUCCGCUCGUGGAUUUCUUGAAGAAGCUCGUGACCAAGUACUUGACCAUCGGCUACGUGGACCGCACGUUCGGCUACGGCGCGUCGGACCAUGCCAGUUGGUUCCGCGCGGGGUACCCGUCGUCGUUUCCAUUUGAAGCUGCCCGGGGCAACGGCAACCCAUACAUCCAUACGUCUAACGACACACUGGCUAACAUCAACUGGGUGCAUGUCGCGGACUUUACCAAGUUUUCCAUUGCGUACGUGGUCGAGCUUACACAACAAACGAAGGCGGCGUGCUAAACUGACGAUACAGUUUUGAGUAAUAAAAAACAUUAUGUGGUGGAAAACCAGUGUGA